AUGGACCGCGCCAUAGCCGUCUUGGUCUCACAUGUGUGCGUUUGUGCGGCAUGUGGCGACAUAAAAAAAUUCGUACGUUCAUAUUGCAAGGUGCGUCUGGAAGCAGUGGAGCUUUCGCAAAAGCGGCUGAAGACUUUGUCCGACCGUAACCGUUUCUACCGCGCCGUCGCCGACACGUCUGCACGAGCGGCAGCAGCAGCAGCAGUGGCAGAAGGUUUCGCUGCGACGGGUUUAACAUGGGCGAGCUCACGAAGCGAUGAUGCAGGAGACUCCCGCAAGCCCAGCUUGGACGGCGACCCUCGGAUUCAGCCCAUCACCCGCGGGAGCACGGGGGGCAGCGGGACCGGCACCGGCACUUUGUCGCUGUUGGCGGCUGCAGCCAACGUACUCUUAAACCGUCGCCACGGCGGCGCUGCUGCUACUGCUGCCGCCGCCGCCGCCAAGACUUUCCCAACAUCAUCAUCAUCAUCCCCGGGCGCCACUUCUGGGGUCGUGUCCGCGGCCGCCACCACCAAUUUGAGCGCCAGCAGCAGCCGGAACAACUCCUCCACUUUGAAUGCCCCCUGGACGGAUCGAGCCCCCGACAGCCGUCGCAGCCUCAACGGCCAGCAACACCACCAUCACCACCGCUUCCAGCAGCCGCAGCAUCAGCUGGGAGGGGCUAGCGACGGCAGCGGGGGCUCCGGCCCGCUGCAGCGCAACAGCAGUGACAGCCGGCUGGUGACGGGCCAUGUGCUGGGCAGCGUGCCACCCGACACCAUCAUCAGCACCCGUCAGGUCCUUGCGGCGUUCAAUUACGACUACUCGGCGCUUCAUCGCCGGGAGAGCAGCUACCUAGACAGUGAUCGGGAAACUGGUGGUGGCGAUAAUGAGCAGUGUUGUAGCGAUAGUUGCAGGCUCGGGGGUGCCGUUGCCGAAACACAAUGUAUUGGCCGUUGCUUCGGAUGUAUGUAG
Volvox carteri f. nagariensis is the source of this 954-nucleotide messenger RNA. RefSeq lists its product as uncharacterized. The transcript is spliced from 5 exons. The record is from RefSeq and is a predicted model, not a curated record. The coding region runs from base 1 to 954 and encodes 317 amino acids. NCBI's taxonomy places the organism in Eukaryota, Viridiplantae, Chlorophyta, Chlorophyceae, Chlamydomonadales, Volvocaceae.